AUGAGUGUGACCAACUCCUCUGCCUAUCGAUCGGAGCGCAGUUUCCACCAGACUUCAUCCUCCUCCUCGUCCUCUGGUAACCCAUACAUGGAGAAAAGCCGAGGACUGUUCGCUGAGGACUUUGGCUCCUUCAUGGGGCCUGGGAGCGACGCCUUGGGGUUUUCCAGUAAGUUGAGAGGACAUAUAGAGACUGUAUCUGAUUUUGUAAACAAAAGCGGUUUAAAAAUAAGUGCAACUGCAGGUUGAAGUGACAGCUUUGACUGUGACUUGGAUUUAUGUCUGUGCUAAGAGGGGAUCUGUUGAAAGUGUGGUGGUUUUCCUCAUAAAGAAGCGAUAAAACAUGUCUGAGUCAGAUCAGAGCAGUGAGAGAAAUUGCAGGACUGAGUUCAGGAGGUGAAAGGACUGUAGUGUGGUUGAUGUGUUUGGACAAAUGUGCUCCCAAGAAAGAUUACAGCUAAGAUGGUGUUGUUUGAUGGAAUAGCUAGCAUUAAACAAAAGAUAAAGAGCAAAAGGAAAAAGCUUCAAAGUCUGAGUUUAUUGUUGGUAAUAAAAGGACCUUUCAGCUCUGCCUUUCAGAGUUUUACAGGAACUUUUGAGCCUAGAACACACAUUAAAACCAGCAGAUAUUUCACUUCUAAGUGCCUGCGGUUCAUCCUCCAUCUCAGUAAUGUGUGGAGAUGGUGUGAAUUGUUCUGUAUCAGUUCUCUGCUGGCACACAUAGAGGUGUGAAUGUGUGACAUCUGAACUUUAAAUGGGCUCACAGUCAAUGUCAUAUAUGCACCAAGGCAGGGGAGGAAUUGUUUUUGAACUAUUGGUGCAGCACACUGCAAAUCCUGAGGGUGGGUACAUCUGUAGCGGUAGACAGGAACACAUACACACACACACACACACACAUCCAUGCAAAAAAAUGGGGACUGCUGGUCUGACUGCCAGCAGUGUGACUUCACACACAGAGUAUCUGCUAUGACGCCUGCAUGAGGAAUGACCAGAUGGUUUCCCGGUGACCGGUGUGCACACAAAACACUCAAUCGCAAUGACGUUAUGCAAUCAGGCUAAGUUGCAUAUGUCGUGCGCACACACACAAACACACACAUAUAAUAUUAUUUUGAGUCAGGAGACAAGUAUGAGGUCAUGUGUUACCACGUAGUUUCACACUGAGCUCAGAGUCUCUGCAGACGGACAGCUGUCACUGAAUUGACAAAGCCUCAGACUGUGUCCCAUUACAGUUUUCUUACUGUUUUUUCUUUCAAAUUGAAAAUACAUCUCAAAGCCACAUGUAUCCAUAUUUUAAUUGACCAAUCAUAUCCAAUGACUCUAUUAAAAGAUGUAGCUCAUAGUGACAACAAGCAACUGAAUUAUCACGAAGCUCUGCUGUUUUCUUUGGCUGUAAAGACCCGUUCAGCCAUUUUAGCUCCUUGUUCUGAUAUUACGGAUUUGAUUUAUUCAUGCUUUAAUCAUAGUCCACAUCAGGGUUGUGUCCAGAUUCAGACUCUUAGUCUGAGGGGGCCCAACUCACUGAGCAAGUCACUCAGACGUGGCCUGAUGUUUGUGUGCUCUCUCACAGACAAAUAAAUACCAUUUAUAUAUUUAUAUAAAGUUAACUGACAGUAUUAAACUGAAUUGAAAUAGUAAAAAAAAAAAAAAAAAAUUUUUUUUAAUCCCAUUUAGGCCACAACUUUUUUGCUUGGUGGUGAUAGCAAAAACUUGGCAUCUUGUGUAAAUGGGGUUAUAUCGCAGUGGAAGAAGGUCUGGAAGAUUGAUAUACAGUGUGGGGGAUGGAUUGGAUAGACACAUUUGGUGGCUGAGAUGUGACAUCAACCAAAUUGAAGAAAACAGACAAAGCAGCUAGGAACCACGAAACAGACUACCAUAUAAAGGUGCUUUUUUUCAGGUGAUGACCAUGAUAAAUAUAACAUCCUAUUCAAAAAAGGCCAGUGAGAGCCUGAGUGUCUGUGCCAGUCAUUACUAUCAUCAUACCUGACAAGUGAGAGUUUACUCUGUAACAAGCAGCAGACCUAGAAGUUCUGUGAAAACUAUCAAACAAAGACAGACAUACAGAUUAACUCUGUUUCCUCCUGCUCUCUAACAACCUCUCUCAUGUUUCUGUGAGUUCAGGUGGAGCUGGAAAUAUCAAGACUCUGGGGGAUUCAUACCAGUUCACAGUUGAUGUGCGGGAUUUCUCCCCCGAAGAUGUCAUCGUCACCACAUCCAACAACCAGAUCGAGGUUCAUGCAGAGAAGGUGGGAAGCCAUUGUUUUUAAAAAUUUAGAAACAUUGCAUAAGUCCCAGUGGUGGCAAAGGGGUAUUCCUUUUUUUUUUUCACUGAAAUCGUGUUGUAUGGGCAGAAAAACCAGAACAGAAAGUACUGCUACAGAUGAGGUCAACCCAAAUUCCAACCCCAAAAGUAAUUUCAGUAUACGUGAAUGCUAUAUUUAGGAAUCUUCCAGCACUCUGGUCUCCCACAGCAAAGCCUAUUCAUUUUUGCACAAUUGCAACAUCAUCCAAAAAGACAAACUAACCCUUUGAAAACAUGAAUGAAUGAAUCCUUGUCACAUGAUCACUCAGAUUAGAUUUUAAAAUAAUACUCUGUCUUUGGCAGCUGGCCACGGACGGUACGGUGAUGAACACUUUCACACACAAGUGCCAGUUACCUGACGAUGUGGACCCCACCUCUGUGACAUCAUCACUGGGCGCUGAGGGAACUCUGACAGUCAAGGCCCGUCGACACCCGGCCAAACAUGAGCUUGUACAGACGUACCGCACUGAGAUCAAGAUCUAA
This is a messenger RNA of Xyrichtys novacula (pearly razorfish), 2779 nucleotides long. The record is from the annotation of a GenBank genome assembly. NCBI's taxonomy places the organism in Eukaryota, Metazoa, Chordata, Actinopteri, Labriformes, Labridae.